Molecule: messenger RNA, 1794 nt
Organism: Closterium sp. Naga37s-1
Lineage: Eukaryota; Viridiplantae; Streptophyta; Zygnematophyceae; Desmidiales; Closteriaceae
Source: the annotation of a GenBank genome assembly
AUGCAAGAAAUUGGAUCUCUACACCCGCACGACGGCUGCAUGGCGAUCGCUUUGAUCAUUGCCCUUCGGCUCGUUCUCCCUGUCGCCGUCCUUCUCGCCAUCAUUGCGUCACGCACCCUGCCUCCCUUCCUAUCACUGCCUCCCUGCACCCACAUGGUCGCCCUUUCUCACUCCCCUCCCGUCGCCCUCCCGUCGCCCUCCCGUCGCCCUCCCGUCGCCCUCCCGUCGCCCUCCCGUCGCCCUCCCGUCGCCCUCCCGUCACCCUCCCGUCGCCCUCUCGCCGUCCGCCCUGACGCCCGUCGUCUGUCCCGUCUCUCCCGCGAUUGCACUCGUGGUCACCCUCUCAUCGCCCUCGAGAUCACACUCGCCAGUCGCCUUCUCGUCCACUUCCCGUCCCCUCGCCCUUGCUCUCUCCCCUCCCUUUCCGUCGCCCUUGCUCUCUCCCCUCCCUUUCCGUCGCCCUUGCUCUCUCCCCUCCCUUCCCGUCGCCCUUGCUCUCUCCCCUCCCUUUCCGUCGCACUUGCUCUCUCUCUCCCCUCCCUUCCCGUCGCCCUUGCUCUCUCCCUUCCCGUCGCCCUUGCUCUCUCCCCUCCCUUUCCGUCGCCCUUGCUCUCUCCCCUCCCUUCCCGUCGCACUUGCUCUCUCCCCUCCCUUCCCGUCGCCCUUGCUCUCUCCCCUCCCUUCCCGUCGCCCUUCCUCUCUCCCCUCCCUUCCCGUCGCCCUUGCUCUCUCCCCUCCCUUCCCGUCGCCCUUGCUCUCUCCCCUCCCUUCCCGUCGCCCUUGCUCUCUCCCCGCCCUUCCCGUCGCCCUUGCUCUCUCCCCUCCCUUCCCGUCGCCCUUGCUCUCUCCCCUCCCUUCCCGUCGCCCUUGCUCUCUCCCCGCCCUUCCCGUCGCCCUUGCUCUCUCCCCUCCCUUCCCGUCGCCCUUGCUCUCUCCCCGCCCUUCCCGUCGCCCUUGCUCUCUCCCCGCCCUUCCCGUCGCCCUUGCUCUCUCCCCUCCCUUCCCGUCGCCCUUGCUCUCUCCCUUCCCGUCGCCCUUGCUCUCUCCCCUCCCUUUCCGUCGCCCUUGCUCUCUCCCCUCCCUUUCCGUCGCACUUGCUCUCUCCCCUCCCUUCCCGUCGCCCUUGCUCUCUCCCCUCCCUUCCCGUCGCCCUUCCUCUCUCCCCUCCCUUCCCGUCGCCCUUGCUCUCUCCCCUCCCUUCCCGUCGCCCUUGCUCUCUCCCCGCCCUUCCCGUCGCCCUUGCUCUCUCCCCUCCCUUUCCGUCGCCCUUGCUCUCUCCCCUCCCUUCCCGUCGCCCUUGCUCUCUCCCCUCCCUUUCCGUCGCCCUUGCUCUCUCCCCGCCCUUCCCGUCGCCCUUGCUCUCUCCCCUCCCUUCCCGUCGCCCUUCCUCUCUCCCCUCCCUUCCCGUCGCCCUUGCUCUCUCCCCUCCCUUCCCGUCGCCCUUGCUCUCUCCCCUCCCUUCCCGUCGCCCUUCCUCUCUCCCCUCCCUUCCCGUCGCCCUUGCUCUCUCCCCUCCCUUCCCGUCGCCCUUGCUCUCUCCCCGCCCUUCCCGUCGCCCUUGCUCUCUCCCCUCCCUUUCCGUCGCCCUUGCUCUCUCCCCUCCCUUCCCGUCGCCCUUGCUCUCUCCCCUCCCUUUCCGUCGCCCUUGCUCUCUCCCCUCCCUUCCCGUCGCCCUUGCUCUCUCCCCUCCCUUCCCGUCGCCCUUCCUCUCUCCCCUCCCUUCCCGUCGCCCUUCCUCUCUCCCCUCCCUUCCCGUCGCCCUUGCUCUCUCCCCGCCCUUCCCGCCGCCCCUGA